Molecule: messenger RNA, 477 nt
Organism: Ilex paraguariensis (yerba mate)
Lineage: Eukaryota; Viridiplantae; Streptophyta; Magnoliopsida; Aquifoliales; Aquifoliaceae
Source: the annotation of a GenBank genome assembly
AUGAGCAUUAAAGCAAUAGGUAUUGCUAUAAAACUUACAUUGGAGGGUUCGAGUCAGGCAGCACACUUCCAAACAUGGGUUUUUGUAAUGGUUGCUGUUACAUGUAUAAUCACCCAGCUGAAUUACUUAAACAAGGCUUUGGACACAUUUAACGCGGCUAUUGUUUCUCCAAUCCAUUAUGCCAUGUUCACGUCCCUCACUAUUUUUGCCAGUGCCAUCAUGUUCAGGGAUUGGUCUGGUCAGAGUGCUGGCAAUAUUAUUUCGGUACUUUGUGGUUUCAUAACUGUGCUUUCGGGUACUAUGGUUUUGCACAGUACCAGAGAGCCAGAUCCACCUCCUGUUUCAGAUUUGUAUGCAUCACUUUCUCCUCAAAUAUCGUGGCUGGUCCAUGCUAAUGGUGAAAUAUGGAAGCAAAAAGACAAUGAUGAGAUGCACACUGAAUUUGUUGCAAUAAUUAAACCGGACCAUUUCAAAUAA